AUGCUUCAAAUGGCUUCCACACUUAUUGACAAGGAAAACUGUCCGGUCAGUGGUAUUAGCGGCAAGGAUAAUUCUGCCAAAGAUACUGAUUUUUUAAUGGUGGAUGCAAAAAAAGCCUUUGUUCUUCGGGUUAAAAGAAUGAAUGAAAAUGCAACUCUUCCAACUUACGGAUCUCUACACGCCGCUGGUGCUGACCUUUAUAGUUCUGAGGAAUUUGCCAUACCAAGCGGUUGUUAUGGGCGCGUUGCACCAAGAUCUGGCCUCGCUGCUAAACAUUUUAUUGGUGUCGGCGCAGGUGUAAUUGACUCAGAUUACAGGGGAGAAGUUAAAGUGUUGUUAUUUAACUUUGGAGAAGAAGAUUACCAAGUGAGAAAAGGUGAUAGGAUUGCACAGUUAAUAUGUGAACGUUACGAGGGUUGCCAGAUCGUUGAGGAGGAAAAAUUAACCGCAACUGAUCGAGGUGCAGGCGGGUUUGGCUCGACCGGAGUUUGA
Enterobius vermicularis (human pinworm) is the source of this 492-nucleotide messenger RNA. The record is from the annotation of a GenBank genome assembly. Lineage: Eukaryota; Metazoa; Nematoda; Chromadorea; Rhabditida; Oxyuridae.